GAAGGAGGGAGACGGUUGUAGGGCUCGUGCUGGUGCCCGAGCUUGGGCGGCCUGAGGGGCGCGGAGUCUCGGUGAGCAGGGAGACGGCAGCAGCAUGGCGGCCGGGUAUGAGCCGCCCAGCCCUUUUCAUCCUCGCUGUCGCCGCCGCCGACGGAGUCGCUGGGACCCAUUGGUCUGCGUGUGUUAGUUGUAAGCCCGCUGCCCGCCCGUCAGCCCUGCGGUCCACCGGCCCUCCUUCCUUUCACCGCCACUGCCAGCCCAAGGGUAGGGCUGGCGAGUAACUCCUACUCCUACCCCACCUACCAGCCCGCCGGCUGGGAUCAUGGAGGACGUGAAGCUGGAGUUCCCCUCGCUCCCACAGUGCAAAGAAGACGCCGAGGAGUGGACCUACCCUAUGAGACGAGAAAUGCAGGAAAUUUUACCUGGAUUGUUUUUAGGCCCAUAUUCUUCUGCUAUGAAAAGCAAGCUACCUAUACUACAGAAACAUGGAAUAACCCAUAUAAUAUGCAUAAGACAAAAUAUUGAAGCAAACUUUAUUAAACCAAACUUUCAGCAAUUAUUUAGAUAUUUAGUCUUGGAUAUUGCAGAUAAUCCAGUUGAAAAUAUAAUACGUUUUUUUCCCAUGACUAAAGAAUUUAUUGAUGGGAGUUUACAAACUGGAGGGAAAGUUCUUGUCCAUGGAAAUGCAGGGAUCUCCAGGAGUGCUGCCUUUGUUAUUGCAUACAUUAUGGAAACAUUUGGAAUGAAGUACAGAGAUGCAUUUGCUUAUGUUCAAGAAAGAAGAUUUUGUAUUAAUCCUAAUGCUGGAUUUGUCCAUCAACUUCAAGAAUAUGAAGCCAUCUACCUAGCAAAAUUAACAAUACAGAUGAUGUCACCACUCCAGAUAGAAAGGUCAUUAUCUGUUCAUUCUGGUACCACAGGCAGUUUGAAGAGAACACAUGAAGAAGAUGAUGAUUUUGGAGGCAUGCAAGUGGCGACUGCUCAGAAUGGCUGACUCAACAGCAACAUUAUAGAGGAAGUGAAUUUCUAUUUGGGAAGGAGCAAAUACUAGAGACAAUAAUAAUGUAAAAUGGUAAAAACACAAGUAGUUUCUUUUCAAUGAUAUGUUGCUUCCAGACAUGUUUCUCUACAAUUUGUUGAGCAACAUUUUAAGAAGAUGUUGGACUUCUGCAGUAGAUGGCACUGAUGGUUUUAAGCCUAUUCUUUUUUUUUUUUUUUUUUAACGUUACAGUUUUAUUAUAAACCAAGAAUUUUGGACUUGCAGAGGUAUUAUUGCAAUAAUGCACUUUUCAUACUUGAAAUUUAUUUGUAUGAUAUAAAGUUAUUACUUUAAAAAAAUGCAAGUUAGGGGGAUUUGUUUAUAUAAUUUGGGUAAUUUAUAACAAGAAUUUCCUAAAGUUUGCUAAAAAUUCAUUUUAUGUUCUAUAUAUUACAUUUAAAAAAUAAUUUAACAGUUCAGUUUUAUGAUGGAGCCUCUUACAGAAACAUUAACAAAUGCAGGAAUCUGCCACAUUUCUUUUUUAGUAUAAUUAAGUAGUUAAUUACCCUUUUUUAAAAACUUCUCUGAUUCCUUAUUACUACCUUUAAAUCAUGACAUUAGCCAACUAUUCUUACUUUAACAUGAUCCAAGUUUUGCUUCCUUUCCUGUUACUUUCCUAAUUUUAGUCUACAGAAAAAAGUUCAAUGAACAAAAGAUGUUUUAAUUAUAAAUACCAAAUACUUAAAAACAAGGAGAGUUUUAGAUUUUUAAGGGACUUUCCUUUUGCAUUUCUUAAAAGCCAAAUGCUGUUUGUUCUUUUUAGAGUUGCUUAGCCCAUUUUUUUGUCCAAAAUAGUUCUAAAUAGAAUAUAAUAAACCAGUAUAGUGCUAAUUUUUUUCUAAAUGAAGCCCAAAAAAGAAAAGUGCCUUGCAUCAUUAAAAAAUAACAAUCCUCAUGACCUUUAAAUUAGUAUGUAGAACAAUGAAAAGUUUUUAAAUAUUUUCUGUAAUUUUUUUAAACCAUAAAUUGAUUUACACUGAAAGUCUGAGGCUUGAAGAAACCUCAGUACAUUAUUCGGAAAUAUUAACUCCUCCAUUUUAUGUUGUCUUAAUGAUUCUGUGAGGUUGUUCUGGCUCAGACAGAAGCUUUUCUUUUAAGAUGCAUUUAUUGGGGAAAGUGGUUUGUGGGAGACUUUAGUGUAUUUUAGUGUUUUAAUCAGUUCUUUACAUUGAGUUAAUCCAAAUUUCCCCCAUAAUUUGCAGUAGCAAGUUACUUCAUGGAUCCUAGUUUCUCCAUAUACAUGUACAUCUAAAUUGUUCUAAGAAAAACAUUCUUGCUAUUUUAAGUAUGAUGUGAGGAAGUGAGGAAUAUUUUUAACUUUUUAUAGUUGAUGAUUUAGGUUAGCACAAACAAAACUUCUUUCUAUCUCACUUUUCUGUCCUCUCUUGAGGUGCUUUAUUGAUGGGAAUGAUUUCCAUUCGUUCCCUCGGUACCAAGAGGUACUAUGCAAGGUAACCUAUUACACCAAGUUACUUGCUUGGCUUUCCUCCCUAAAAUGUAAUAAUACAGUCAAAGCUUGUUUUAUCCAGCAUAGCAAGAGUAGAAAUGAAUUAAAAUUGCUUUGUUAAAAUAAGA
Molecule: messenger RNA, 2614 nt
Organism: Pteropus alecto (black flying fox)
Lineage: Eukaryota; Metazoa; Chordata; Mammalia; Chiroptera; Pteropodidae
Gene: STYX
Product: serine/threonine/tyrosine interacting protein
Exons: 11
Coding region: 323-994 (223 amino acids)
Biological process (GO): protein dephosphorylation; negative regulation of protein binding; regulation of ERK1 and ERK2 cascade
Cellular component (GO): cytoplasm; nucleoplasm
Molecular function (GO): F-box domain binding; protein tyrosine/serine/threonine phosphatase activity
Source: RefSeq, a predicted model, not a curated record